AUGGCUGAGACAGCUACCCCCGAAGUCCUCUGGGCCCAGCGCUCAUCAGCCUCCGAGCCCGAGAAGAACUUUGUCUACCUCACCAUCUCUGUCCCCGAUGUGCCCAAGGACGGCCUGAAGCUGGACCUCAAGCCCACCGGCCUGACGUUUAGCGGCACCUCCGGCACCCUCAAGCGGGCCUACCACCUCGAGCUCGAGUUCUACGCCGAGAUCGACCCCGCAGAGAGCAGGAUCAACCACACCGCCAAGAACGUGGAGCUGAAGCUGCAGAAGAAGGAGCUUCAGGAGGAGUACUGGCCCCGACUGCUCAAGGAGAAGAAGAAGCUCCACUUCCUCAAGACCGACUUCGACAAGUGGGUUGACGAGGACGAGCAGAACGAGGCUCCCGAGGAGGACUUCUCGCAAUUCGGCGGCAUGGAGAACGUGGCAGGUGGCAUGCCUGGUAUGGGCGGUGACUUCGGCGGCAUCGACUUCUCCAAGCUCGGUGGCGGUGGUGGUGACCUGGGCGACCUGGGCGGCCUCGGCUCCCAAGUCAACCCCGACGACCUUAACGACGAUGAUGAUGACGAAGAAGAUGAUGACGACAUCCCCGCCCUCGAGGAGGAUAAGAAGGAGGAGAAGAAGGCCUAG
Messenger RNA from Clonostachys rhizophaga, 630 nucleotides. The record is from the annotation of a GenBank genome assembly. Lineage: Eukaryota; Fungi; Ascomycota; Sordariomycetes; Hypocreales; Bionectriaceae.